AUUUCAACUAUAAAAUCCCCUCAAUUCACCAACACAUUCCUUACCAAUACAAACAUCUUUCAUUCUUAACUAUCCCCUCAUUUCAACUAUAUCCCUUACCAAUACAACCUCACUCUCGUGCAUCCUCUAUAUCCUCAUUUUUCUUAUUUUUUUCUCUUCUAUUUUCUUUCUUUUCACCCUUAUUUUCUCUAACCUAAUCCUCUCCAUCCUCUAUUUUUAGCUUAAAAUUUUCUUUUUUGUCUUUUAUUUUUUUCUUCUAUUUUCUCUCUCUUGCAACCAUGGUUUCCGAGACGAACCAAUACCAAUCGAAGAAUGUGUGUGUAAUCGGAGCUGGACCAGCAGGCCUAGUAGCAGCAAGAGAGAUAAGAAAAGAAGGUCAUAAAGUAAUUGUGCUAGAACAAAAUCAUGACAUUGGAGGACAAUGGUUAUAUGAUGAUAAAAAUAUAGAAGGUGAAGAUCCUUUAGGUAGAAACCCUUUUCUAAAAGUUCAUAGCAGUAUCUAUAACUCUUUAAGAACACAAUCUCCAAGAGAAGUCAUGGGGUUCACAGAUUUUCCAUUUUCUACCAAGAAAGGUAGAGACAUGAGGAGGUUCCCUGGACAUGUUGAAAUACUUAUGUAUCUAAAAGAUUUUUGUGAAUGGUUUGGGUUAAGAGAGAUGAUAAGGUUCAAUACUAGGGUUAAUUAUGUUGGAAUGCUUGAUGAUUAUGGUGUUUGUGGAAAUAAUUUGAAGUGGAUUGUUAGAAGCAAAGAGAAGAAUUCUGAUAAGGUUGUGGAAGAGGUUUUUGAUGCAGUGGUUGUUGCCACUGGUCAUUACUGUCAACCAAAAUUGCCAUCCAUUAAAGGAAUGGAUACAUGGAAAAGAAAACAAAUGCAUAGUCACAUAUACAGGACUCCAGAACCAUUCCACAAUGAGGUUGUGGUGGUGGUUGGAAAUUCCUUUAGUGGACAAGAUAUAGCAAUAGAACUAGUGGGAGUAGCAAAGGAAGUUCAUAUAAGUUCAAGAUCUCUUGAUACUAUAACUGAGGGAUUUUCUAAAGUCAUAUCAAAACAUGAGACCUUACACCUUCAUCCACAGAUAGACACCCUUGAAGAGGAUGGAAGGGUAAUUUUCAUGGAUGGUUCUUGCAUUAAAGCAGACACUAUUUUGUACUGUACAGGGUACUCCUAUAGCUUCCCUUUUCUUGACACCAAAGGAAUGGUGGUUAUAGAAGAUGACAGAGUGGGGCCUUUGUAUGAGCACACUUUCCACCCUUUACUUUCUCCAUCUCUUACUUUUAUAGGCAUCCCUAAAAAGCUUUUAGGAUUCCCUUUCUUUGAGUCCCAAGCAAUGUGGAUAGCUCAAUUGCUUUCUGGGAAAAAAGUAUUGCCAUCAUGGGAGGAAAUGAUGAAAUCCAUCGAGGAGUUCUACCAUGAAAGAGAAGUAGCAGGCAUUCCUACUCAUGAUAUUGCAAAUUUUGAGUAUUGUGACAAAUAUAGUGAGAAUGUAGGACUCCCACCAUUACAAGAAUGGAGAAAAGUGCUUUGUGUUUCAGCCAUAAUUAACUCUUUUGUUAACUUGGAAACAUAUCGAGACUCAUGGGAUGAUGAUGAGGUGCUCCAAGAGGCCCUUCAAAGUCCUUACUUCACUCAACUUGGACUUGAAGAUUGAUUCUCUUCAAAUUUAAAAUAAAAUUAAAUAAAGAAAAUGUGUGUAAUAACUAUCCCAUGCAACAACAAAAAUAUGCAUGGGAUCUAUUUCUCUGUUGUGUUGUUUCAUAAUGUUACUGUGAGAUAUGAUUGGAUACUUGUGUAUUCCUAUUACAUUAUGUGUGCAUUGAAUUUAAAUUCAAAAAACAAAAGAAUUGUUUCGUA
This is a messenger RNA of Medicago truncatula (barrel medic), 1852 nucleotides long. RefSeq names its product flavin-containing monooxygenase FMO GS-OX-like 8. Lineage: Eukaryota; Viridiplantae; Streptophyta; Magnoliopsida; Fabales; Fabaceae. The record is from RefSeq and is a predicted model, not a curated record. Gene Ontology annotation, molecular function: N,N-dimethylaniline monooxygenase activity; flavin adenine dinucleotide binding; NADP binding. The transcript is spliced from 7 exons. Bases 279 to 1649 code for a protein of 456 amino acids.